Messenger RNA from Exserohilum turcica Et28A, 378 nucleotides. RefSeq lists its product as uncharacterized. The transcript has 5 exons. Gene Ontology annotation, biological process: chaperone-mediated protein complex assembly; protein folding. Bases 1 to 378 code for a protein of 125 amino acids. The record is from RefSeq and is a predicted model, not a curated record. Gene Ontology annotation, cellular component: prefoldin complex; cytoplasm. Gene Ontology annotation, molecular function: protein-folding chaperone binding. NCBI's taxonomy places the organism in Eukaryota, Fungi, Ascomycota, Dothideomycetes, Pleosporales, Pleosporaceae.
AUGGCAGAAGUGCAGAAGAAGCUACAGGAGCUUUCGGAGAAAUACCAGAGCCUCCAGGCCGACCUCGGAACAAAGGUCGAAGCACGCCAAAAGCUCGAGUCGCAACAGCAGGAGAACAGCACCGUCAAGAAGGAAUUCGACAUAGUCGACGACGCCGCCAACAUCUACAAGCAGAUUGGGCCUGUGCUGCUGAAGCAGGAUAAGACAGAGGCCGUCAUGGCGGUCAAUGGGCGGCUCGACAAGGACAUUGAAAAGCAGAUCAAGGGCAUACAGGACAGCAGCGAGAAGAUCAAGGGCGAGAUUAUCCAGAUGCAGACGUCGGCACAGCAGGCGCAGGCAGCGGCGGGGGCGGCGGCGGCGGCGGCGGCGGCAUCCUAG